UCGAUAAAUGUCACAGACUGAUUCACUCCAUAUGUGUUGAACUACAUAUGCUGAAACCAUUCGAAAUCUCUGGGACAUUCUACAAUUGCGGCCAGCAUACUUGAUUUCAUCUCCUGAGUUGAUCUGUUGGGUUCCAGAACAUAAUUCAAUAUCAGCCUUCAGUCUUCCACGCUAAACUGAAGCUACUGCCUAUCAUAUUCGAGCACGAGACAAUCGCUUCUCCUAGACGCUAGUGCAAUCUGAAAUUGCAACUGCAAUUUGCAUCGCCUAGGGAGCACACUAGAUGAAGUGUCUGCUCUCCGAAUCCCCCGACGAAUCUGGCUCGGAUCCACAGUGCCCAUCGUGCUUUUAUUGCUCAAUAUUUUAGAACACCAUGUCCAAGGACACCCUAAUCCUCUCACCACAGUCGGCUAUUGGACAUAGAAUUGCAGAGGGGAGACGAUCUGCAGAAGGUGGACGUGAUCCGAGCAGUAAACGCUGCAGGAGUGAAAUGAGAGACUGCUUAUGAAAAGUAAGCAGUCGAAAGAUGCCGGGCAGCAAGCAGAGGCGAGCGCUGCUGCGGGUUGCUUGCCCUAAUAUUCCAGCGGAAUGCGACGGUGACAAUUCAGGUGGGCCGCAAGCCGCAAAGCGUUGUGCGCAGAAUGGGUAGGGUUUCGACGCCGAUUGGAAAGUCAGCAAUGUGACCAGGGCGCGACCGAAAGACUCGUAUUUCGAAUGACCGAUCCGCGGUUUUGGAAGUACCGACCGUGCAGCGGUGGUCGAUUUUCGUGUAUUGGGGAGGCGGAAAACGGACGGGAGAUGGUCAUCUCAACAGGUGAUUCUGUGCAAUUCGGCGCAAUCGUAUUGUGCAGUUGUGCCCUAGUUUUGCGAGGUGGAGGAGGUGGAAGCUUGAGAUUCAGACGGUGGCUCGGGUGCGAGGAGAGGGCGAAAGAUUAGGGUCUGGGUGAGAUUGCAGACUUUCCUAGCAGUCACGAUGGCGGAAGGCGUUGGAUGCACAAUUCUACCACUUUCAGGUUUUGGGAUUAUGCACCGAUUGAACUCGUGAAGGCGAGGUGUUAAUGAUUUCACUCAAUUACAGCUCGUGUCGGGGUUUUGCACCAUGGACCACCUAAAAUCAUCAGAACUUCAAAAACUUCUGGAGGACGAAGCAGCCACUCUGCACAUUAUGCACUCGAAAAUUGCGAACCAGAUUCAUAUUCUUCAGGUGGAAGAGGAGUUAUUUCGACGGGAGCUGGCAAAAUUGCAACAGGAAGGUAGCAUAGUGGAAUAUUCAAACCAGGACCCCGUGCAGGGAGUGAAUGAAAUUGUCGAGGUCACUAACGAGGAUGCCGGAGAAGAAGGAAGGUAUGCGAAUCAAACAACAAACAGGGACCAAGCGGAUGGUGCUAAAAAUAUUGUAGAGAUUGCAAGUGACGACCUAGAUCCAAGACUCGAUGAGAAACCAGAGGCUGCGCAUGAGACCGGAGCCGAGGGAGUAAAUCAGAUUGUAGAAGUUACAGACGAUGAGGAUGAGAUUAUGAGAGAAUUUGGUAGCGAAGGGUAUGCGCAAGCUCUGGUGGCAUCAUCUCACCCAUGGCCAGAGCAAGAGCAUGCCUCGAAUCUAGAGUACGAAAUUUUCGAGCCAAGCAGUGAUGAGUCCGAAUCAGAUGUAGAAGACUUGCAUAAGAAAAGAAUGAUGAUACCAACUGCAUUUCCCUCAGGCCUUCCGAGGACAGAUGUUGGUGAAAAGCGACAGAGAGAGGAAAUCCCUGAGUCAGAUAGUGAAUUGAAUUCGGAAAUGGAAGUUGAAGAAAACAGCAACGAUCAUGUAUCGCCCGCAAGAAGUCCACCCCGGAAGAAACAAACUCCUCGCAGAAAACCUCUGGAUCCCUGAGACUAUCGUCUCAACCCUUCUAGUAGUCAGAGCUUCAUCUGCAGUAUCGGCACGAGCGGCAUGAGUCGGAUUUUUCUCCAAUCUCAGUUUAAUCGCGAGGUAAAUGACAGUUGGAAUUGCGGAAGUCAUCGGGAUCUCCCCUCGAGUCCCCUCAAAACAGUGGAAAAGUUGUGCUUGGAGGAUGCGGUUUUCAGUCAAAAGGAUCACUUGCUGGCAUCCUGACCCUAAAUAGGUAGCUCAGCGGUCCACCCGGUUCGACGAGUAGACGCACUGCAUGUACAGAGAAUCGUUACAGGAAAUUCCCAAACAGAGAAGCUACAGCAGAAAGACAACCAUGUGGUGCGUGGCGCCAGGGUUGUUGAACUCCACAUCCGACUGUGUAAGUGAAGCUGUCAAUCAAGCCUUCUCCUCAGCUCUUUAGUCCCUUUCGGAGUGCAGUCUUUGCAGAACUUUCUAAAACCAACAAUGACAACGUCACAUGUCAUUACAAAUUUCAACAGGUGUCAUCGGUAUGAUUCACAGCCGACGGUUCUUAGGUGUCGCAAGGACCCGAUAAUCGCGUAGUAUACUGCCAAUGUCUUCCAUGUUCCUGCUGAUUCAUCGAACUGGCUGAUUGCAUGCGUGCUUACAAGCAUUCCGUUCCUAUCGGCCGGGUGUGUUGCGAUUCUGUAUCGACCAAAAUGAUUACUGCGUCGCAGACUCGAUUGCCUUCCUGACAUAACAUUUUCAAAGCUCCGGUGUGUUGUGGUGUCAGUGUGCAAAACCUCUGAGGUCAGUGUAUUCUCACAACAAGCCUAGUCCAAUCUUUACGUUCAGCGAUCGCAAUCCACAUGGAUCAAACAUGCGACAGAAGUGUAUAUUACAGCACCAUGGUCCUAGUUUCGAGUAAUUUCAGUCGAAGCCAGAGCAGAUUGUCAAAUCAUUUCUGCAGCAAACAAGGGCUUCUUUGAGAAGAUACAAAUCGUGCACAAGUGGUCUACACAGGUCUCUAGAAAACGAAAGAGGCAUUGUGCCCUUGAUCACCACCGAGUACUGCGGUGCCUCUGCUUGCAGCUCCAGCAAGCCAGCAUCAAUUUCAUUAUUGUGGGUGCAGGAAGGAGAAUUGUCUGACGAGAAGAGAAAUUCCUAAUGGAGGCCAAAUCAGCAAAUUUCUCGGCGUUUUUAAGUCUUCGACCCUCCCCAACAUGCACAGAAGCUACGGCUCGACACGUGUCUGAGAAGUUGAAGGUCACGGCCUUCAUGUUCUAUCGUAAAGUUGAUCAGUAACGAAGCUGGGACCCGAUCGUGCCUGCCAAAGCGGCAGGUUGGGAACAUGAAUCACAUGACUCUGGCCCAUUUUAGGCCCAAAUGAUUUUCAUCAAUUGAAAAUAGUCAAAACCCUAUUAUAAUAACAAAUUCCAAGUUUCAAACUAUACAUAUUCGUGUUGUAAACUUUUGGAAUUCAAUACUAUGACAUUA
This is a messenger RNA of Marchantia polymorpha subsp. ruderalis, 3331 nucleotides long. The record is from the annotation of a GenBank genome assembly. NCBI's taxonomy places the organism in Eukaryota, Viridiplantae, Streptophyta, Marchantiopsida, Marchantiales, Marchantiaceae.